Messenger RNA from Linepithema humile (Argentine ant), 3567 nucleotides. NCBI's taxonomy places the organism in Eukaryota, Metazoa, Arthropoda, Insecta, Hymenoptera, Formicidae. The record is from RefSeq and is a predicted model, not a curated record.
UACAGAUCUGAUGUUGCAUAUUUUGAUGGUUUGAAUGAGACUAUUAUAAGCGUAGGCUUAGUAAAACCUAAGGCAGGAAUCUUCCAGAAUUAUGUUAAAUACUUGUUAAUCCUCACAACGACAGUAGAAAUAACCAUUCUUGGUGUUACCAUUUCCGAUGAUACACAAGAGAUGCAGUUAGUUCCAGAACCAAUUUUUACUGUUGCUACUGAUGGAAUAGGAAUUGCUACAAUUGCUAAUACCAGUAGUGGUAGAAUCUUUCUUGGUGGUAGAAAUGGGUCAUUAUUUGAAAUAUAUUAUCAGGCAGAAAGCAGCUGGUUUGGUAAACGAUGUAAAAAAAUUAAUCAUUCCGAAGGUCCAUUAUCAUUUCUAGUACCAUCGUUUGUUACCAUGGCAUUGUCAGAGGAUGAAGCUAUAAUACAGAUAUCUGUUGAUGAUUCACGUAAUAUUUUAUACACUUUGGGUGACAGAGGUACAAUCACGGUUUGGGAUAUUGAUAAUGGCGGUGCCUCUAAAGUUACAUCAUUAUCCCAAGCUUCUUUGGUGCAAAAUGCUGUUCAUGUUGUUAAGACUCUGGAUAGUAACAAUUUUCGACCUCUCGUAAGCAUAUCAGCCAUAGCAGAAUCGGAGUCAGUACAGUUGAACUUGGUUGUCGUUGCAGCGACAGGAACUCGUUUUUACUUUAGCUGCACUUCAGUUACAAAUCCCUCAAGCAGGCCACAAGGUCUACAAUUGAUACAUGUUAGGCUACCACCAGGCUAUGCUGCAAAUGCUCCGGUAAUGAGACCACGGAAAGUUCAAAUGGCGUAUUAUCGAAAGGGAACUCUUAUUCUUAUGUGCGGCGGUGAUACGGAAACUGCAUGGUGUUUAAGCAACGAUGCUUAUCCAUUUACAAAUUAUUUGGCCGAAACUCAGAGUAUCUUGCCUCUUGAUAGCUCAGCUUGGGCUAUGGAGGAGAUUAUAAGAGAUUCGGCUAUACAGAUAGAGAAGCAAAGCACUACUCAGGGUGAACCUCCAUUAUUAGUGCGCCAACACAUGGAGCCACCAAGAAAAUUCAUCUUUCUUACAGCACAGGGAGCCAUAAUUUUGAUGCAAGUACGUCCUGUAGAUAUCCUGAGACAACUCCUUUUAGAACAGCGUGGACCUGACACUGAGGCAGUACGCGUAUAUUUUCAAACGCAGUCCCUGGAACAAGCUUGUGCUACUUGUCUAAUUUUAGCGACGCUCGAGAGUUCUCAAAAUGCUCAGUUGUCAGAAUGGGCAACUCGUGCAUUUUUCUUGUAUGGUGGACAACGAAUAACAGGAAUAGGUCCUUCAAUUGAUGCGCACACUACUUUUCCAAAUAUAAAUCCAGUCGACUUACGCACAUCUACGCCCAGAGUUCCUAGCUUUGAUUCUAGAGGACUCGUCUUCCGAUCACCGGCACAGAUGGGCCUUAGUACAGAUGUUGCUUUGCAACAUUUCUCUGCUAAACAUAGCGGAUUGUACCUGUAUGUGGGAAGAAUACUUCGUCCUAUAUGGAACAUAAGAUGUAUAAAACAAGAAACAAUAAAUAACAAAAACGUGAUAUCCAGUACAGUACCAGCGACACAAAUAGCUUGGAUCUUAGGACAUUUGCAAGCAUUGAGAUCUUUCUUGAACAGAAAUACCCAUAUUUCAAAACAACAAAGCAUAAAUAGAAGUCUAGCAGACGGUUUUGAAACAACCAUUCAAAGUCAUUUUCAAGAACCAAUCGUAGAAGAAAGAAACUCCUUGGAUGCUCUCAAAGUUUUCAUCACUCAUGCUUGCGAGGUUCUUGGUUUAUGGAAGAUAUUAUGUGAAAAUCAAUUAAACAGCAUUGUCAACUGUUUAUCAAAGGAUCAGAUCACUCAAUUUUCUACAGCCACCUUUAGGGAUUUAAUUUUGAUAGGUCAUGAAAUAUCUUCUUUACUCAUCGUCCAUUUAAUCGAUAGUUAUCUUGGGGAUAACGCAUCAGUGGAUUCUGUGAGCGCAAAAUUAAGAGAAGUGUGCCCGAAUUUGUACAGAACUGAAGAUGCUGUUUGCUCCAAGGCAAAUGAAAUUCUCUUAAAAGCAAAAAGUUGCACAAAUCCUGAGGAGAAAGAAUGUUACCUUCGAUCUGCUUUACAGCUUUGUAAAGAAGUAGCACCCAGAUUGAAUUUGAAUGCAGUAUGCCAACAGUUUGUGGCAUGCCAAUUUUACACUGGAGUACUUGAAUUGUGUAUCUGCUGUGCAGAAAAAAUAGAUCCUAACAAUGCUGCCUCGCAUUAUUACAAAAACAAUGAACCUAUAGAAGAUCAAGAAGGAAAUCUGGCUUUUACAAAACGAUUAGAAAUUUAUAAGGAAUUCACUUUGAUGUUAGAUCACUUGUAUCAUCAAAGUAUCUCUAAUCCUUUAACACCAACUAUACCGAGUAAGCCAGGACCUCCUUUACAAAUUGCAUUGACUGCUACAGUAACACCGGCAAAAGAAAUACUAAACGAUAUUAUACGCGAUGCACUGAAGGCACCGUGUGAAACGCUUCAUUCUUCUAUUUAUACCUGGAUGAUAGAGCGAGGACUUCAUGGCGAAUUAAUUGCACUCGCUGCACCUUCGCUAGAAACUUACCUUAAUCGUGUCAAUGCACCCGAAUUACUCUGGCAAUUUUACGAGAGAAAUAAGAAUCAUGCAGCGGCGGCGAAAAUUUUGGAUUCCUUAGCGAGCAAAGUCGGGCCAGAGAUACCACUGUCGAAAAGAGUCGAGUAUUUAGCACGAGCGGUUGUAUGUAUGAGAAGUGAUCAAACAGGAUACGCUCCCUAUCUUGGAAUUUUCUUGCGCGAAUUAGAAGAUAAAUUAGAAGUAGCUAGAAUGCAGCAACAGAUACUUGAUAUUAUCAGCAAUCAGCCAAACUUGUUCGAUUCGAUGACAAUUCCAGACGCAAAAUUGAGACUAAAUUCUUCAUUGCUCGAUAUUACACAGUUAUACGAAGAAUACGCAGAGCCCUUACAACUUUGGGAAUGCAAAUUGGCUAUAAUUCAUUGUUCAGGUCAUCAAGAUGACAUGUUGAUUAAAGGAAUUUGGACAAAUAUAAUUGAUAAUGAAUUGGAAAAUAUAACUGAACCUUCCAACGAAGAUAAGAUGACCAUUUUAAUGAGUAAAAUUAAAUUGCUUGGUCAGGAAUAUACUGGAUCGCCGCAUUGCUUUCCAAUUGAUUUUCUAAUAAAACAAUUGGAAAUGAAGGCAUGUAAAUACAAAGUAUCUAAUAUUAGUAUCAUAACCGGAUUCUUGGAAUUGGGUAUAGCAAUGGAAGAUCUUUUAGAUAUUUAUGAUAAGAUGAUUGGCAAAAAUACCCGUGUGUGGUUAAAUGAAGGUAACGAGUUUCAUUUAAUCGAAUCGACAGCAAAUUUAGUAAAUUAUUUUAUAACAAACUUGAACGUAACAAAUACUUUUGUCAGGAGGAAGAUAAUAACGAAAUGUCAAGAUGUUAUUUCGAAAUGUUUAACAACACUUUUUAGUAAACCCAAUGGUGGAGAUCUCGACAGAGAAAUAGCAAAUCUACGAUCAAUUCAAAGCAUAUUGAACCGUAUGUGA